AUGAUGGGUUAUAUUGAUAACUUGGCAAAACUGGACUGCCCAAUCAGCCAAGAGUUGGCCACUGACCUCAUCCUGCAGUCAUUGCCGUCAAGUUUUGAUCAGUUUGUUAUGAACUAUAACAUGAACAACAUGACAAAGACUUUGACUGAGCUGCAUGGGAUGCUUAAAUCUGCUGAACCCAACAUCAUGAAGGACACCCCUCACGUCCUAAUGGUACAAGGGGGUAAGAAGUUUAAGAAACAUGGUAAGGACAAGGGAAAGGGCAAGGCAAGCUGGGUUAAGAACCCAAGCAAUUCUGAACCUACUCCUAAGACCAAACCUGGUCCUUCUGGUGAAGACAAGUGUCAUUAUUGUAAUGAUUCUGGUCAUUGGAAGAGAAACUGCAAGAAAUACUUGGAAGAUCUGAAAAAGAAGAAGAAGACUUUUGAGACUUUCAUCUUCAGAUAUUUAUGUUAUAGAAGUAAAUGUUGCUACUUCCAGUUCUACUUCAUGGAAAAUAAGCUUGGACCCAAAUCUGAUAAAUGCUUCUUUGUUGGUUAUCCAAAAGAAACCAAAGGUUAUUACUUUUACAACCCUGCCGAGACCAAAGUGUUUGUUGCUGAAAUGGUGUCUUCCUGGAAAAGAGAAUUUCUUUCUAAGAAGAACAGUGGGAGUGAAGUACAACUCGAAGAAGUUCGAGAGACACAGGAGGCUCCGACUUCCCAGGAAGAGCCUUCAGUUAGAUUUACGAGCAGUCGUAGUAUCUACACCUGUGGAACCUGA
Molecule: messenger RNA, 762 nt
Organism: Microthlaspi erraticum
Lineage: Eukaryota; Viridiplantae; Streptophyta; Magnoliopsida; Brassicales; Brassicaceae
Source: the annotation of a GenBank genome assembly